This is a messenger RNA of Cladophialophora immunda, 1595 nucleotides long. RefSeq lists its product as uncharacterized. The record is from RefSeq and is a predicted model, not a curated record. NCBI's taxonomy places the organism in Eukaryota, Fungi, Ascomycota, Eurotiomycetes, Chaetothyriales, Herpotrichiellaceae. The coding region runs from base 372 to 1112 and encodes 246 amino acids. The transcript is spliced from 2 exons.
CAUUCUGCUUGCAUGUCUCUUCCUUGUCUGUUCUCCUCUUGUGCUCUCCUUCCUAUUUUUCCGCCCAGAGUGCGUGUUGGCUUGAUUGAUUAUAUUGCCUCAGACGUCUCUUCUGGACGUCGUCCGCUCGUUCUCCCCAGCCCUGCCAGCAGACAGCUCGCGUUCACUCUUUCACGCGAAAGCUUCGUUCGCUUCGUCGCUCUCUUUCCCUUUCUACAACACUCCUUUACCAGCCUCUCGAUCUGAGAUCGACAGAAUCCCAGCGAUUACCACUCCUUUUCACACACAUAAACAACGACAUCUCUUCUUGACCGGACCUCAAGAAGCCCAAGCAGAGUCAAGCCGCUACAGAACCAGACAAAAAAGACACAAUGCGCUGCACAUUCCACUCCUUGGUGCUGGCCACCCUCGCAAUUGGCCAAGCAUAUGCUGCCACUGUCUCUGGGGUUCACUCACAUCUGCACAACCAUGCCAAACGCAGGCACGACCAUGUAGAGAAACGUGAGGCCGCUCUGACCGAUGCCGAUGCUGCGAAACUCACCUCCCUGGGUGUGGCAUCGCUUGGUGCCAACUCGUACACCUCCAACGGACAGGCCUGGUUUGGACAGGAUGGCCCUUACCAGAAUGAGUUCGUCAACGACUCGGGCGAGGAUCUGAUUCUCGUCAUCUGGGGUGUUGCAGGCUCCUGGAUCAAUGCCGUUCAGCCAACCAUCACCGCCUCGCUUCCCUCGAAUCAAUCUACCUGGGUGUCCUUCGCCGAUGGUGCUUCCGGCGCUUGGACUGCUAUCUACAGCGAUACCCAGAUGGUGAACGGACAAGCCAGCAACACCUGGGGUGAAUUCACCUUCGGUGAGUGGGGCGUCGUCGACGUUUCGCGCGAGGUCAACAUGAACGGGCACUCCAUGAGCAUCGUCGGACCAUCCUGCACGACUGACAUGGACACCUGUGUCUUCGUCUGCUCCUCUGGGGAUGUCUGCAUGACCGGCUACGAGCUCCUCAACUGCGAAAACGGGUCUCAACCUGGUGCCAACUAUGGUACUUAUGAUGGCUCGCCUAGCGGUGGGUGCGGUGGCAUGGGAGCAUCUGCUACGUUGACAACAACUUUCUCUUAAAAAGAAGACGGCCCGAUGGUUAGGUUGCGGUGGGUGGAGGGGGGUGGGCGUCGGGGGAUUCUUUUUAUAGAAGAGUUGGGUUCUCACAUAUGGUUGUGCGUAUGCAUGCUGCCUGUUUGUUGGAAUGCGAGAGGUUCUGCAAAUCAAGAGAAGGGGAAAUGUUGGGACAAUUUGGGUCACGAUGUCGAAACAUGUCAACAACUGGAUCUACUGGACUGAUAUCCCCGACCGCUCUUCCGAUGCCAUUUGGCAACAUUCAAUCCUUCUGUGUGUCUAGGAUCUGGGAUGACGUUGGGCAGAUUCUUUUGUACUUUGACUUCUGGUUGGGAGCGGAGAGUGGUUCACGUUGACAUUCAGGGCGAAGGUGUCUAGUAUUUACCCUCGAGAUGCAAGUAGAUGUGGACGCCUCUGCUCCCCUCUGGGAGGCAAAGGCAGGGAUCUGUCCAGGUGUUUGAUAAACAGAAUAUACCAUUGAGUAUAUGA